Pestalotiopsis fici W106-1 is the source of this 729-nucleotide messenger RNA. RefSeq lists its product as uncharacterized. The transcript has a single exon. NCBI's taxonomy places the organism in Eukaryota, Fungi, Ascomycota, Sordariomycetes, Amphisphaeriales, Sporocadaceae. The coding region runs from base 1 to 729 and encodes 242 amino acids. The record is from RefSeq and is a predicted model, not a curated record.
AUGUGGGCAAAGGUGGCAGAAGAAAUGGCAGUACCAUGGCGAGCCGUCGAAGCCAUGCACUGGCAACUGGGAGAACAGGAAAUGGCUAGACGUGCAGGAGUGACGCCAUUCUCACUGGCAAGCACAGACAAUCUACAGCAGCACCAGAGUUCUGCGGGCGGCGGCAGUAGUCGGGGAUCACACCGGGGCCAUGGACAUUCCCGUUCCCAAGGCAGCAUAUUUCGAGAGUCCAUCGAUCCGUCGUCGAGAGCCAGUUACGGCCGAACCGUCAUACCCCCACUGCCGCCCGGCCCGUCCCCUGGCCCGCCGCCGAGUCGAGCCCUCGGCCCAGUGUCACGCGCGGAACCGCCAGCCGGAGUGGCCAUGCCCAUUAUGCACCCCGAACAAGCCGAGCCGCUCAGUUAUUCACACACGGGCGGCCCGCUGGCCCCUAUCCAGACACAAAACAGCCAGUCCCGACCUGGCAUGCUCCCAGGCCUAGCGGAACUAACUACGGGAGUGAGCCCCUACAGCACACCCGCGUAUUCCGUCGGGGCGCCCACUGUGAGUCCCGCGCAGAGCUCGACAGCAAGUCCCGGUCCCUUCUUUCCAGCCAUGACCUACCCACCCCUCGACGCAGCCAGCACGACAAAGCGCCGGCGAAGUCCCGAAUACGGACCGCCCGAAAUGGGCAGGAGAAGGCACAUGGAGUCGGGAUUCGAGCAAUCAAUACCGAGACAUGUGCCUUGA